Molecule: messenger RNA, 1229 nt
Organism: Opisthorchis viverrini
Lineage: Eukaryota; Metazoa; Platyhelminthes; Trematoda; Opisthorchiida; Opisthorchiidae
Exons: 11
Coding region: 1-1125 (374 amino acids)
Biological process (GO): 'de novo' NAD+ biosynthetic process from L-tryptophan
Cellular component (GO): cytoplasm
Molecular function (GO): metal ion binding; indoleamine 2,3-dioxygenase activity; heme binding
Source: RefSeq, a predicted model, not a curated record
AUGAGAUCUCCUGUUGCUGGAAAGAGUUUUGUGUGUCUACGAGAUGCAGUCUUUGAAAUACUACCAGUUAUCACGAAAAACUGGGGCCAUGGUAGAAGCCCCGCUGGUUGGUUUACGACAAAACUUCCGGAAAAAUUCAAAGUGUGGAAUGAUCUGAUUGACAACCUUCCCGAACUGUUUAAGACUGGUAGUCUGAGAUCAGAAGUACGCGCGUUGCCUCUGUUGCAUCCAGACGGUCUAACCUCUGUGGAUCAGCUGAGGUUUGCUCACAAAAUUCUCGCAUUCGCUACCUCAUCAUAUGUGUGGAUAAAUGGAGACGAAGGCGCUACAAAGUCGAUUCCACCACAGCUAGCAGUCCCAUUGGUCGAAGUUUCGGAAAAGCUUGCUUUAAAGCCUGUGAUAACUUAUCACGACCUGGUUCUCACAAACUGCUACUAUCUUGGACAAGAAGACCUGCCAAAAACCAUACACCAGCUUUCUCAUCAUGAAGGAUGGAAGCCAUACAUUGAGCUUCAUGCUCUCGUGGAAAUCUGUUAUUCGCCCUGCCUGGAUGCAAUCUUAAAUGCAAUAGAGGCUCAAAGUCCAUUGAAUGCCGACAAGAUAAUCGAUUCACUUGAACAAAUAACCAAGGUCUUCCAGUUUAUGCCAAAGGUUUUGGAAAGAUUUUAUGGUUGGCUAGAUCCAGAGGAGUUUAUGUUUAGCUUAAAGCCGCUUAUUUGGGGGUGGAAUAUCGGAUCCCUGAAAUCCGGCUUGCUGUACGAAGGCGUUCGAACACCAGACGUGUUAGAUGACCUUUCCGGGACCGAACAGCAGAAAGAAAACGAUCAGAGACUGGGCAGGCGCUUUACAUUCACCGGACCCAAUGGAGCGCAGUCUAUCUUUCUGCAGGCUACUGACCUAUUCCUUGGAGUAGCACAUGAUCCAAGAGAUGAUGCCUUUUUCAGUCGAAUGAGAAAAUACAUGACUGCUCAACACAACCAAUUCCUCGAGGAUGUUGCCAAGUACAGCCGGAUUAAGGAAAUUGUAAGUUCUACGGACAAUCCCAAACUGAAGUCAGCAUACGAAAAGUGCUUGGAAACCGUGCGGGAAUACCGUAAUAACCAUACAAGAUUGGUUACAAAGUGAGUUUAAUCACGUACAAAUGCGAUGUUUCAAAGGUAUACCAUUGAACCACAGGCCGCUCGUGCUAGCAAAUCAAAAUCUCCCGAGGAGGUCAUUGCUGCUGGAAA